Sorghum bicolor (sorghum) is the source of this 445-nucleotide messenger RNA. RefSeq lists its product as uncharacterized. The record is from RefSeq and is a predicted model, not a curated record. The coding region runs from base 14 to 445 and encodes 143 amino acids. NCBI's taxonomy places the organism in Eukaryota, Viridiplantae, Streptophyta, Magnoliopsida, Poales, Poaceae. The transcript has a single exon.
CUCCGCCGCCGCCAUGGCCGCCCGCCGCCUCCUCCUGCUCCUCGCCGUUGUCGCCGCGUCCCUCCUCGCCGCCGACGCGCGGCCGUGCCACACCUUCCUCGUCGCCUUCCCCGCCGAUCCCAACCCCAACCCCAGCAGAGGCGACGGCGCCGUCCACCACCACCUCGGCAUCCCCCACGUCGCCACGGUCAUCACCGUCUUCCACGUCCGCCGCCUCGGUCCGCAAGUCCCCCACGGCCACCGCAACCACCACCACCUCCACUCCAUCCCCGCCAACGUCCAGAUCCACCGCCCUGAUCUCCCGCACCCCGCCGCGGGCGCGGCCGCGGCCGCCGGGCCCCAGGAGCGAGCCAGGGGCAUCCUCGUGGUCGUCGUCGGGCUCCUCUUCGGCAUCGCCUGCGGCGCGCUCUCCAUAGCACGACAUGCACGAGAAGUUGGAGGAUAG